Messenger RNA from Eruca vesicaria subsp. sativa (arugula), 932 nucleotides. NCBI's taxonomy places the organism in Eukaryota, Viridiplantae, Streptophyta, Magnoliopsida, Brassicales, Brassicaceae. The record is from the annotation of a GenBank genome assembly.
AAUCUCUCUGCCUCGUCUCAUCUGCGAAGUAUCUCCCAAAAAACUUUCCCGAGAUUCCAAAAAACCGCCGCCAUGUUGAGACAAGCCUCUCGCCUCCUCUCCCGAUCCGUAACCGCCGCCGCAUCGUCCAAAUCGGCGACGACGACUCGCGCCUUUUCCACCGAGCUUCCCUCCACGAUCGAUUCGACAUUCGUGGAGUCAUGGAAGAAAGUCGCUCCCAACAUGGACCCGCCUCAGACACCUUCUUCCUUCAUGAAAUCCCGUCCUUCGACCGCCUCUUCGAUCCCGACGAAGCUCACCGUCAAUUUCGUCCUCCCUUACGCAUCUGAGCUUUCCGAGAAAGAGGUCGACAUGGUCAUCAUUCCCGCUACAACAGGACAAAUGGGUGUUUUGCCUGGACACGUUCCAACAAUCGCUGAGCUGAAACCCGGUAUCAUGUCCGUUCACGAAGGUACUGACAUAAAGAAAUACUUCGUGAGCAGUGGUUUCGCGUUUCUCCACGCAAACUCCGUCGCUGACAUAAUCGCGGUCGAGGCCGUGCCGCUUGAGAACAUUGACGCAAGCCAGGUCCAAAAGGGUUUAGCUGAGUUCACGCAGAAACUUGCUUCUGCCACAACAGAUCUUGAGAAAGCAGAAGCACAGAUUGGUGUCGAAGUUCACAGUGCUAUGAACGCAGCUCUCUCAGGCUAAAAGAAGCUUCUCUUUCUCUCAUUAAAUCAAAAAUCAUUUGGCUUUUCAAAUGAUUAGUGGAAGUUUCUUUCUUUCUUUUUAAUUGUGUUGGAUUUCUGUUUGAAUAAAUGAUUUUGGGGGAGGCACAAACCAACAUCAAGAUUCUUGUGUUCAUUACUUGUUUGUGUUGACUGUUGAGUAUGGUUUUCACUUCCUGAUAUUUUUCUUUAUGUAAGACUAACUCACACAUAAUAAGAGUAUUU